Messenger RNA from Chelmon rostratus (copperband butterflyfish), 891 nucleotides. RefSeq lists its product as uncharacterized. The record is from RefSeq and is a predicted model, not a curated record. Gene Ontology annotation, cellular component: membrane. The transcript has 5 exons. Lineage: Eukaryota; Metazoa; Chordata; Actinopteri; Chaetodontiformes; Chaetodontidae. Gene Ontology annotation, biological process: regulation of cell differentiation. The coding region runs from base 1 to 891 and encodes 296 amino acids.
AUGACCACAGGCAUGAGCACGGCAGGCGUUCAUCGAGGCUUCCUCAGGAAAUAUGGAGGUUUCAUGUUUAAGCAGUGGAAGGAGAGGUACCUUGUGCUGACCAUGGAGGGAAGCCUGUUGGUGUGCCGCGAUGCAGAGUCCCCUCCUGACCAGGUGGUAGCUCUACAAACCAGCUGCGAGUCCAUUGUAGAGGGACGAGAAAUCCUCGACCUGCCCAAGUUGCCUCCAGGGGGCAGGAGGGACUGCUGCUUCGCCCUCAUCAUGCCACAAAACAAGUUCCUGCUGCUUCUCACUGAUAACCCUGAUGACUGCAAUCUGUGGCUGAAUUUGAUCAGGAAGGUGAGAGAGGGUGUCAUGUCACCCCUGGCACUUCAGAGGAAGCGCAGUAUCACUCCCUGCAUCACCGACAGAGAUCCCCUGCCUGACUCCUCCAGCGAUAAAGACCCUGGGUCACCCAGGGUUGGUGAGGGCACUCCUCCUUUGUCUCGAGUCACUGAACGGGGAGGAUCCUUCAGGGACAGAGGCCAGAACCAAGCCAGUGGACCACGACGACCUCUGCGUAGUGUUUCUGUGGCCCCUCCUCAUCGUGUAUCAGAUUGUCUUCGCCAUGGCAACAGCAGCGAUGCCCGGGCAGUCAGGGCAGUGUGCCUGCUGAUGGGAGGGGCAGCAGCCUCCUCUGCUCUGGGCUACCUCAACUCCUGCUCCCCUUCCUCUCCCCUCGCUGGCAGAGGCCCUGAGAUGGCCCAUGGGACAGGGGGCUUCUCCGAGCUUCCCACAGGAGGCUCCUUCCACGCCUGCAGCCAGGACGUCGACUCCCCACACUUCAACAGCUUCGACUUUGAAGGAGACUCUGACUUUGAUGCGUUUGACUGCGGAGGAUUUGCUUUUUAG